This is a messenger RNA of Hyposmocoma kahamanoa, 1610 nucleotides long. RefSeq lists its product as uncharacterized. NCBI's taxonomy places the organism in Eukaryota, Metazoa, Arthropoda, Insecta, Lepidoptera, Cosmopterigidae. The transcript has 7 exons. Bases 375 to 1052 code for a protein of 225 amino acids. The record is from RefSeq and is a predicted model, not a curated record.
AAAUAAUUUUACCUUGAACGAAUCAACGUCAUGGCCGUAUAAUUACAAUUCCGGCUUACCUCUUUCAAGACGCGUGAAGUCGCGUUGUCUUAGAACAUUUUCUACGUGGAAAUAAUCUACUCAAGUUGUUACAUAAGUCGAUGAGGCGCGAACAAACCUCGAAUAAUAUUAGCAGUGAUACAGUGCAUGACGUAGUAUGAAAGUGUUGAUAAGUUAUCUCAGCUUGCCGAUUGAUCUUUGAUAACUAUCAACCAUAGCCAACAAACAACAAGUCGUGUGGAGAUCGGCAAAAAUGCGCGCACUGUGCUAAUGUUGUGCUAAAAACAAUGAUUUGUUUUGAUUAGAAGUGCCUGUGCGUCUAUUCAAUCAAUAAUAUGACUUAUUGGAUAACAUUAUGUUGCUUACUUGUGUUGGUGCUGGCAAAACCUAAGGACUACGAUGAUUUCUGUGAAGGAAUGCACUGUACUGGCAUAGGUUCUGAAUGUAUAGACGGACUUUGCCAUUGUUCUAGUGGAUACAUACUAAAUCAUUUUCAAAACCGCUGCGUUAGAUGUCCUGGUAAAGGUGAACAAUGUUUCGGUGCCUGCUGCAACUAUUAUGAAAAUGGUACACUUUCUUGUUGGCAAGGGAUUUGUCAGGCUUGUCAUGAUAAACGUGGCAAGUUCAUAUGUCGAGACAACAUUGACCAAAUAUUUUACGUUUCGAGCACACAAAUUGCGAUGGUGACGGCAUUAGUUCUAGGAAUUAUUGCAACGUUGGUUUUGUUAUACAAACUGUGCGCUGCUACAAGUUUGAGGCCAAUGGGCUCGAGCUCGAAUUACGAAGGCAGAUUGUCUAUAGGAAGCCUCCAGUUAUAUAUUGAUGAAAGACUGAGGGAUGCUCCACCGAGGUAUUCAAUAAGAACAGCACCACCCAACGCUAAUGCUACUGUGACAUCUGCAACUGUGCGAUUCAUUUACGACUGUAAUAUUCCACCACCACCGUAUACUGCUCCAAAAGAAGAAGAAAACCAAAAAGUUGAAACAAAUCAACAGGCUACUAUUCAUAUAUGAUGACAAAAUAUAACAUUUCAAAACAAGCUACUUCGAUUUAAAGUAGAAAACAAAUUGUUUUUUAACAUUGGUUUCAUUUACUACGACUUAACUUGACUGUAAACUCUACAACUUUCAAAGCUUUUAGGGCGAGAAAAUCGACAGGCAGUGAGGCAGUGUAGUACAAUGACAAGACUACAUAGACAUUUGAAAAAAAAAAACAAACGUCAAGUUGAUGUUCUGUAGGGAUGCCAAGUGCUUAAUCGGGAAAAAGAUCGAUUCCUAAUUGAAUUUCUUUGAAUACUCUAUCUACGCAAUGAUACAAUGAGAAUGUAAUUGAAAUGUGUUGAAAAUAUUGCCCACGCUAACUGCGCUCGCUGUAUGUUUGUGUGUGUGUGCGUGUGUGCGCGUGUGCGCGCGUGUCUCUGUGAGUGUCUACAUACUACUAGUUUGGGAUCCAUUAUUUUCACUGAUGAAAAAAUCCCAAUCAAACAUAAGAGCCUAUGCACACGGCGUAUUUUAUACGCGCCGUAAACACGCGUCAUCUGCGCAUAUACGCGCCGCAGACGCAUAGGUCCU